UCGAAGGUCUUGUGGAAAGAAAGACGAUGCCUGGGAAAACGAUACCACCGAUCACGACAGAAAUCGUGGAAAAGCUGAAAGAGCUGGAGGAAGAAUUUCAAGAUGGUGAUCUUACAGAAAAGGGAUACUGGAAAAAGAAAUGCAAGUUAUUUGAUGGCUAUCUACCAGAGGAUGUCAGCAAGAUUAUUACAGGACUGGAAAAAGGACUGAAAGAAAACAUCAUUACUGAGAAGGGAUAUUUCAAGAAUCUAAAGAAGGUGUUUGAUAAGGUAUAUGAUAGUGAGAAUGGGGUGAUGAUCGAGACAGAGGGAUCGAGCAAGAAGACGGGGAAUGGACUGAUGGACUGUGAGAAUGGUGACCACAGGAACGGAGAUAAAAGUGAUCACGGCAGCAGAGACAAAGCUUCAGAGGAGUUCUUGGAGACCAGGCCUGUAGAUAAGUCCAAACCUGAUACCAAGCUUUCAGAUGAGCCCGGAACUGAUACCAAACCUGAAAAUGAGUCCAAAUCAGAAGCCAAAAAUGGAGACACAUUGAAAGAUGAAGAGUUACAGGCUGGAGAUGAUAGUGGGAGGAAUGAGGAAGAGAUGGAGGUUGAGGAGAGUAAAAGUACACCAGCCAAGUCGAAAAGAGACAAAAAGUCAAAGAAAACAUCAAACCAGCCAUCAAUAACAGCCAUGUUUUCUAGAACUCCAGGGAAGAGAAAAUCUAUGGCUGAUGAUGAGAAUAUUGCUGCCCCUGAUCAGGAGAAGGAGUUGAAGAAAGCUAAAUUAGAAGAGGAUGAAGCUGGGGAAACUAUAGACUUGGAUGGAGAUGAAAAGAAUGUUGAAGAGAAAACAAGACCUAAAGCUCCACCCGCGAAGCCUAAGGCACCUCCUGCCAAGUGUCGGGAAUGUAAACAGCUACUAGACGACCCAGAUCUUAGGAUGUUUCCUGGAGACCAGGAUACAGCAGUAGAAGAAUUUAUAGCCCUGACUGAUCCAAAGCUGUCUGUGUUCACUGGGGAGGAGGAAGAAAUUCACAGCUACGACCAGAGACCUCAGCAUAAAAUCACAAACUUCAGUGUAUAUGACAAGAACACCCACCUGUGUCCAUUUGACACGGGGUUGAUUGAGAAGAACAUAUACCUCUACUUCAGUGGAGUCGUUAAACCCAUCUAUGAUGAAAACUCAAGUCCAGAGGGAGGUAUACCAGCUUGUAAGUUGGGUCCAAUCAAUGAAUGGUGGACUGCAGGAUUUGAUGGAGGAGAGAAUGCUCUCAUUGGAUUUAGUACAGGCUAUGCGGAGUACAUCCUGAUGUCCCCCAGUGAGGCCUAUCAACCUUAUAUGGACACCAUGAGGGAGAAGAUUCACAUGAGUAAAGUGGUCAUUGAAUUUCUACAGAACAACCAAGAGGCCACAUACGAGGAUCUCCUCAACAAAAUACAGACCACAGUGCCCCCUACUGGACUGUCCAGCCUCACAGAAGACUCCUUACUGAGACAUGCCCAGUUUGUCUUGGAUCAGGUCCAGAGUUAUGAUGAAGCAGCAGAAGAUGAUGAAGGGUUACUCAUCACAACACCCUGCAUGAGAGCCCUCAUCAAACUGGCUGGGGUCACCCUUGGAAAACGGCGUCAGAUGAGGAAAGAGUUAAGAAAGACCAAAGAGAAGGUGAAGAAGCCAGCUUUCACCAUGGCCACCACAACGAGGCUGGUGACCCAGAUAUUUGAUAGCAUGUUUCAGGGGGAGAUUGAUGAUAAAAGUGGGCAGAAAUCCAAAAGACGCAGGUGUGGCAUCUGUGAGAUCUGUCAACAGCCAGAUUGUGGGAAAUGUACUGCUUGUAAAGAUAUGGUCAAGUUUGGAGGAUCCGGGCGAGCUAAACAGGCUUGUGUUAACAGAAGAUGUCCAAAUAUGGCGAUGAAGGAGGCUGAUGAAGAUGAUAUUCUAGAUGAUGAUGAUACAGAUGACAAGUUAAAUGUGAAGGAAAACAAAGAGACAACACCAAUAAAGAAACACAAGACAGUUCUUAAUACAAAGACAAAACUUUCCUGGAUUGGUGAAGCAAUACAUGAAGAUGGAAAGAAUUCUUAUUAUGCUGCAGUGUCAAUCAAUGAUGAACAGGUAAGCUUGGGUGAUUUUAUUUCCAUCAAGCCUGAGGAUGUGUCCAUACCUGUGUACAUCGCUAAGGUCAACUAUCUCUGGGAAAAUGCCAACGGAAACAAAAUGUGUCAUGCUCAGUGGUUAUGCAGAGGAAGUGAUACCUUACUAGGAGAAACAGCUGAUCCAUUGGAACUUUUCUUUAUUGAUGACUGUGAAAGCAUUAAACUAGAAUCAGCUCUAAAGAAAGUGACAGUUUUACACAAGGACACGCCCCUUGACUGGAAUAUGAUGGGAGGUAUAGAACACCCAGAGGAAGAGUUCCCAAUAGAGGAUGAUGGCAAUACAUUCUUCUAUCAAAAAUGGUAUGACCCAGAGCUGGCACGUUUUGAGGAUUUACCGAAACCUGAAAAAGCAGAGAACACAAAACAUCAUAAAUUCUGUCUUAGCUGCGAAAGGCUGGAUCAGCUAAGAAAGAAGGAGAAUCCAUCACUAGGUGAGGAGAUAAAACGUGAAGAUUCCUCGUCCACCAAGACGUUCUACAGUAGUGUGGCUCGGGAUGGAUUCCAGUUCAGAAUCGGGGAUUGUUGUUACAUAGAGCCCACUGCCUUUGGAUUUAAUGUCAAACAGCCACCUGUCAAGAAGGUCAAAUCUGAAAGGAAAGAGGUGGAUGAAGAGCUCUACCCUGAGGCCUAUAGAAAGGGGGAGUACAUUAAAGGUUCCAACGAGUCCCUCCCUGAACCUUACAAGAUUGGGAGGAUAUUGGAAAUCUUCUGUAAAAAGUCCCCAGGGUCAAAGAUAGUCAACCUAGGGGAAAUCAAGGUCAAGGUGGGAAAGUUCUACAGACCAGAGGACACACACAAAGGACCCAGGGCUGGGUACCACACGGACCUCAAUAUGCUCUACUGGUCAGAUGAAGAGGCGGUAGCGGACUUUAAGUUGGUGAAGGGGAAGUGUCAGGUCGUGUACAGCGAGAAUCUGAAGAGUUUAGAGGAGUACUUCUCGGAUGGCCUCGACAGAUUCUACUUUACUGAGGCAUAUGAUUCGGAGUCGAAGAUGUUUGAGGAACCACCACGACAAGCCAGAGUUUCAGGAGGAAAGGGAAAAGGUAAAGGCAAAGGGAAGGGUAAAAGUUCAGCCCCCAUAACAGAGGAGGAAUCUACAGAACCCAAGAAGAUCGACUACAAACGACUUCGCACUCUGGAUGUGUUCGCUGGAUGUGGAGGUAUAUCGGAAGGGUUCCACCAGGCAGGUGUAGCGGAAUCUUGCUGGGCCAUCGAGAAGGAGGAACCAGCAGCCCAGGCAUUCCGCCUCAAUAACCCCGGCUGUACCGUGUUUACAGAUGACUGCAAUGACCUUCUUAAGCUUGUUAUGGAGGGAGAGAAAAAGAAUAAUGUUGGUCAGAGGCUGCCCCAGAAAGGGGAUGUAGAACUUCUAUGUGGAGGUCCCCCUUGUCAGGGAUUCAGUGGAAUGAACCGGUUCAACUCCAGGGAAUACUCUAGAUUUAAGAAUUCACUGAUAGCCUCUUAUCUGAGUUACUGCGAUUAUUAUCGACCCAGAUUCUUUUUGCUGGAGAACGUCCGGAACUUUGUGUCAUUUAAGCGCAGCAUGGUUCUGAAGUUAGCCCUGCGAUGUUUGACGAGGAUGGGGUACCAGUGUACAUUUGGGGUCCUACAGGCAGGAUGUUAUGGCGUCCCACAAACUAGGAGAAGAGCUAUUAUCCUAGCUGCUGCUCCCGGAGAGAAGCUGCCAUUUUUCCCUGAGCCCCAACACGUAUUUGCUCCUCGAGCCAUGCAGUUGUCUGUGGUGGUGGACGAUAAAAAGUUCAUGUCCAAUAUCACGAGAACGGAGUCAGCUCCUUUCAGGACAAUCACGGUCAGGGACACAAUGUCUGAUCUCCCAGAAAUCAGGAACGGGGCCAAAGCUGAGGAGAUUUCUUAUCAAGGAGAUUACCAGUCCCAUUUCCAAAGGAUUAUACGAGGUAAACAACAUCAACCAAUAUUGAGAGAUCAUAUUUGUAAGGAGAUGAGUCCACUAGUGGCCGCCAGAAUGCAACACAUUCCCCUGGCCCCAGGAUCAGACUGGAGGGACCUUCCCAAUAUAGAGGUCCGACUCUCUGAUGGAACCAAAACUAAGAAAUUGCAGUACACUCACCAUGACAAGAAGAAUGGGAGGAGUUCCAGUGGCUGUCUUAGAGGGGUGUGUUCUUGUGCUGAGGGGAAACAGUGUGAGACCAUGGACCGACAGUUCAAUACUUUAAUUCCGUGGUGUCUCCCACACACCGGGAACAGACAUAAUCAUUGGGCGGGGCUGUAUGGAAGACUUCAAUAUGACGGAUUCUUCAGCACCACAGUCACUAACCCAGAGCCAAUGGGAAAACAGGGUAGAGUGUUACACCCAGAGCAGCAUCGUGUGGUAAGCGUGCGGGAGUGUGCCCGAUCUCAGGGAUUCCCCGACACCUACAGAUUCUUUGGCAGCAUAUUGGACAAACACAGACAGGUUGGGAAUGCGGUACCACCACCUAUGGCUAGGUUCAUUGGACUUGAGAUCAAGAAAUGUCUAGAGUGGAAGAUAACACAGGAAACAGACACAGAUACAAUGGAAGGGGUCAAAGGUGAAAUGAAGACUGAGGUCAAGGUCACCAAGGAAUCACCAUGUAAACCUGGCUCUUCUGUAGAUUAAAGAGACCUAGAAAAACUGAAUGGACAAGCAAAGUUAUAAUACAUGGAUCUAAAUCUAUAGAUACAGAAAAUUACUUCAAUGUUUCAAAGCUCAGAAAUGGCUCAGUUGAAACAAAGUUAGUUCUUGGCAUAUAUAAUGUCAAAUGAAUGAACUGUCAUUGUUAUAAAAUGCUGUGUAUGAAUUGGGUUUAAUAUUUUGAAAAUUGGAUUUGUCAGCAAGCAUGGUUUAAUUUCAGAUUACAAAUGUAGAAGAAAUAGAAAAAAGGAGAAUUUAUUGUGUUAAAAAAUGUAAUAAAACUGUGAUAUUGAAAGUUUUUUUCCAUUAAAAAAAACUAUAUUUUUAGAAUAAGUUAUUAUAAUUGUUUAGGCUAUGAAAUGCCUUUUUUUCCUCAAACAAUAAUAAGUGGUUACAUCACAUCAUAUGUAUAAUUUUUCAUGCAUUACGUUGUAUUAAACCUUGUUUACAGUGUUACCCAUGUAAAUAAACACUGCACAUUA
Molecule: messenger RNA, 5251 nt
Organism: Saccostrea echinata
Lineage: Eukaryota; Metazoa; Mollusca; Bivalvia; Ostreida; Ostreidae
Product: DNA (cytosine-5)-methyltransferase 1-like
Exons: 38
Coding region: 27-4754 (1575 amino acids)
Cellular component (GO): nucleus
Molecular function (GO): zinc ion binding; chromatin binding; DNA binding
Source: RefSeq, a predicted model, not a curated record